Messenger RNA from Solenopsis invicta (red fire ant), 2389 nucleotides. RefSeq names its product RING finger and transmembrane domain-containing protein 2 (gene Rnft2). NCBI's taxonomy places the organism in Eukaryota, Metazoa, Arthropoda, Insecta, Hymenoptera, Formicidae. Gene Ontology annotation, biological process: positive regulation of ERAD pathway. The record is from RefSeq and is a predicted model, not a curated record. The transcript is spliced from 5 exons. Gene Ontology annotation, molecular function: ubiquitin protein ligase activity. Bases 896 to 2302 code for a protein of 468 amino acids.
UACAGGAGCCUCAAACUUUUGUAUUUAUUUUCUAAUUUUUCAAGUAUAUAUUUUUUGUACGUAUACACAAAUUUAUUUUAGACGAAUAUGUAUUCUCGUUUCAAGUACAUGAUAAGUGUAUUUUAAGACUGUUAUCAAGAAAAUAUUUCUUGCAAAGAUAACUCAAAAGAAGAUAGAUAGAUUAAUGCGAAUAAAGAUUAAUGCGUGCAAAGUUAGCCUUGUACUUUUCGAAUUGUAUAUUUUUAAUAAUUAUGCUGAAUUGUGCUAUGUGCCGAUUUGUGCUGUAAAUUACAGUUUUGUAACUUUUUUCACGUUUCAGAAAAUAAAAGAAAAACAAAAUUUUCGAUAGCCUGACUCGUACUUUCCAAAUUUUGAAUUUUUUUUUUAAUUGUAUCAAAUUUAUGCCGGGACUGUCGAAAGGAUUUAUUUUAUUGUAACUUGCGGCACAAAUAUAACACACAAUUCAGCACAAUUGUUGAAAAAAUAAAAUUUAAAAAGUACGCAAUUAACUUUACACACGUGAAAAACUAAUCGUUUUUCUUAGUACGGAAACAAUAUUUUUCUGUGUUCAUUUUCCGUGAAGUCAUAAAUUUUUACUGAUUACAAUAUGGUUACAUGCAAAAUUUCAUAUUUUGCGUAUUACUUUCACGUCACGUGUCCAUAUGCGUGCAUUACGUCAAUACGACAGAUUUCAUAACCUUCUCAAAUACGUCAUUUUUAACGACUGAUUAAUGAUUUUAUCAAUGCCGAGCGACUGUUUUUGCUUUUCUCCGUUAUUGCGCAAAAAGAUACCGGGCUAAAUCAGUUUCAUCGAAAACUAAGUAGUGACCUCGAACUAGAUAUUUCCUAAGACGUAUAUUCUGAUAAGACAACAUAACAUCGCAUUACAUAAAAUAUGGCUGAGAAUAGGUCGAUAGUGGAAACGGCGAACGAGCAUUGUGACUCGAGGACGCCACAUAUAUCGUCGUCCAACGAAAACAGACAAGAAUCACCAAGUAGUACCAGGUACACUCUAACGAGUAUAAGUCCCGGAACGGCGUUCAACUUUGGUAUCAGAACGGCAGAACAUUCAAGAAUGUUUGCGGGCAACAUCUCCUCCACCAUUCAAGGAAUUCGUCCUUUCAUACAACAGGCAGCGCCCAACAUAUCGUUGACGUCGCUCCUGGCCUUUAAUGGACUCCGAAAUCAAGUCCAUCCAGUCACCUUACCAAGCGAUAGCUAUGUGAUCAAUCUAGAAGAACCUGCAACAAACAGUGCAGAUUCUCACGAUGAACCUUUGCGCAAUCAUCAUCAUCAUCAUCAUCAUCAUCAUCAUCAUGUAGCCUCAACAAUGCCAAAUAAUUUAUCGGAUAAUACGCACGAGACUGCAAACGAAGUUGUCGAAAAUCACAAUAAUAGCGCCUCGGAAACCGGCGGCGGCAGUGUCCAGUUAGGUCCGGAGACUCGAGCGAUGCUCAAGCAACUUCAACAAUACGUUCCCUUUAUCACCAUUCUUCUUGCCAAAGGUCUUUACGAUCACAGAACCGGAAUACUCACGUUCGUUAUACUACUCUUCACGUUCAUUCACGCUAACAAUGACAUUAAGCGCGAGAUCGCCAAACAGCACAAUCGGAGUUGGCCGUUGCUCAUGCUGAUUCUGUGCUACAUCAGUGGCUGCAUCUUGUUUGUUAUUUAUACAUUUAAUCUCUAUAACUUCAUUCCUUAUGCUGAACCACUCAAUGCUGAACCACUCACAAUCUGGGACUUGCUUUGCUACGUCAUAGUGAUGGACUUCUUCCUUAAACUCAUCACUAUCAUGUGCAAAGUUCUCUUGACUUGUCUACCGGUACGAUUCCUGGCGUUCCAGAAUCGGGGAAAAUAUUAUCUUAUGGUGGAAGCAAUGUCACAACUCUAUCGAUGCGUUGCGCCCGUCCAGCCAUGGUUAUAUUAUCUGCUCGAAACGUAUCAAGGUCCGGAAAAAAUCGUGGGAAUUUUCUUCUCGAUAAUGUAUACAAUGAGCAAGGGCAAUGAUUUACUAUCGCGUCUCAAACUAUUUCGCACUGCCGCAUGGAAACUGUUUCAAAACGUGAGUCUUGGAGUAUCUCCGUCAAAAGAACAGCUAAUUGCAUCCGGCGGUAUAUGUGCCAUUUGUCAUGAAGAAUAUACCACACCAGUUAGACUUCACUGUAAGCAUAUUUUCUGUGAAAUGUGCGUUUCGACGUGGCUCGACAGAGAACGUUCGUGUCCCUUGUGUCGCGCCUCCAUCACGGACGAUCCGAUUUACCGGGAUGGUCAUACAACACAUUUCAUUCAAUUGUAUUGAUUCCGUCAAUUAUCAUCUCUUUAGAGAUAAUUUUUGUACAGUUUUUUAUUACUAAGUAAAAAUGUAAGAGGUUCUGUUAACGGUGAA